This is a messenger RNA of Theobroma cacao (cacao), 6245 nucleotides long. NCBI's taxonomy places the organism in Eukaryota, Viridiplantae, Streptophyta, Magnoliopsida, Malvales, Malvaceae. The record is from RefSeq and is a predicted model, not a curated record.
GCAACGACCCCCUUUCGGAAUAACGGCUAAUGCGCUCUCGCUCUUUACUUCCUCUUCUUCCUUACUAUCCCCUCUAUGUUCGUUCCUUCUCUCAAACCAUAUUCUCAAAUACGCAUUACUCAAAACUCACUUUUAAUGACUCCCAACUUUUCUAUUUCCUCUCCAAUCACCGUUUCCAAGAAGCCCGUAACCUGCUCGACAAAAUGCCUCAAAGAAGCAACCAUGCCCGCGUUGUUCACUUGACUUCUCUUCUCUCAAAGUUCUCAAGGGAUGGUUUCAUUAAUGAAGCCAAAGCGCUGUUUGAUAUCAUGCCUGAGAGGAACAUUGUUAGUUAUAAUGCCAUGUUGUCGGGUUUUGUACAGUGUGGGAGGAUCAGUGAAGCAAGGAGGUUUUUCGGGGAAAUGCCUGAAAGGAAUGUGGUUUCGUGGACUUCGAUGUUAUGUGGGUUGUUGGAAAGUGGUAGAGUUUGUGAAGGAAAGAAAUUUUUCUAUGACAUGCCUGAAAAGAAUGUUGUGUCGUGGAAUUCUCUGAUUGGUGGGCUGAUAAGGAAUGGGGAUUUGGAGGAGGCAAGGUUGGUUUUUGAUGCAAUGCCGGUGCGUAACAUAAUUUCAUGGAACACUAUGAUUGCUGGAUAUGCUGAGAAUUGUAGAAUGAAAGAAGCUAGAAUUUUGUUUGAGGAAAUGGAGGAUAGGAAUGUGGUUACAUGGACUAGUAUGAUAGCAGGUUAUUGUAGGGCUGGUGAAGUGAAUGAAGGAUAUUGUUUGUUUUGCAGAAUGCCUGAGAGGAAUAUUGUUUCUUGGACUGCCAUGAUUGGAGGAUUUACUUGGAAUGGUUUCUAUGGAGAAGCCCUGUUACUCUUUCUUGAAAUGAAAGGGAACUAUGAAAUAAGACCUAACAGUGAGACUUUUGUAUCUCUUGCUUAUUCUUGUGCUGGCAUGGGAUUUCCUUUUCUUGGCAAGCAGUUACAUGCACAAGUAAUUGUUGAUGGCUGGGAAUAUGAUGAUUAUGAUGGCAGGUUAUCUAGGGGGCUCAUUCACAUGUAUUCAGUAUUUGGUAUCAUGAACUUUGCAUUUUAUAUAUUUAAAAAGAACUUGAAUAACUCUGCCGUGCAAUCAUGUAAUUCAAUGAUUAAUGGUUAUAUUCAUAUUGGACAGUUGGAAGAGGCUCAGUACGUGUUUGACAUAUCACCUAUCAGGGAUAAGAUUUCAUGGACUUCAAUGAUUGAUGGGUAUUUGAGCAUUGGACAAGUAUCAAAGGCUUGUUAUCUAUUUAACAACAUGCCAGAAAGGGAUGCAGUUGCAUGGACAGCAAUGAUUUCAGGUUAUGUCCAAAAUGAACUUUUUGUAGAAUCUAUCUCUUUAUUUUUGGGAAUGAGGGCGCAAGGUGUUUUUCCUCUGAAUGCUACAUAUUCCAUUCUUUUUGGAGCUGCUGGAGCUACAGCAAAUCUUGAUCAGGGGAGGCAGUUCCAUUGCAUGCUUAUCAAAACACAGUAUGAAUUUGAUUUGAUUCUUGAGAAUUCUCUUAUCUCCAUGUAUGCAAAAUGUGGGGUAAUAGAUGAUGCAUAUAACAUAUUCUCAACUAUGGUCUCUCGGGAUUUGGUUUCAUGGAAUUCAAUGAUCAUGGGAUUUUCACAUCAUGGGCUAGCAAAUGAAGCUCUAAAGAUUUUUGAAGCCAUACUUGAAUCUGGAAUUCACCCGAAUUCUGUUACCUUUUUGGGUAUUCUAUCGGCAUGUUGCCAUGUAGGCCUUAUCAGUAAAGCAUUGGAAUUAUUUAAUUCAAUGAGGCAUAUAUAUGGAAUUCAACCUGGUUUAGAGCAUUAUGUUUCUGUAAUCAAUCUUUUGGGCAGAGCAGGGAGAAUAAGGGAAGCGGAAGAGUUUGUAUUGAGACUACCUUCUGAACCAGAUCGUGCUAUUUGGGGGGCAUUGCUUGGUGUAUGUGGAUUCAGUGAGACAGGAGUGGAGAUUGCUAAACAUGCUGCCCAAAAACUGCUUGAGCUGGACCCACUGAAUGCACCUGCCCAUGUGGUUCUCUGCAAUAUAUAUGCAGCAAGAGGUCUGUACUUGGCAGAGCAAAAGUUGAGAAAGGAAAUGGGAUUGAGAGGAGUAAGAAAAGUCCCUGGGUGCAGUUGGAUACAGCUGAAUGGGAGAGUUUAUAUGUUCAAGUCAGGAGAUAAACUUCAUCCACAAGCAGAUGAAGUUUUGUCGCUUUUAUUUGGGGUUUCUGAUAAAUCAUAACAAAAGGGAACAAACUGCACACAGUGCUGGGCAAAGCAAUGAUUAUUUUCUUAGUUAGCUCACAUUCUGAGAGCAUAUCAUAGCCCUUCAAAGUCAUUGUUGAUAGGAGCAAGAGUGGGCUAAUACUACCAAAACUUUACUACUGUUUUAAUCUCGCAAUUCAUUUUUUGUACCUGUGGCGAAAACUAGUUAACAGUCAUCAGUUAUUCUGGUCUUUAUCAGCUGCUUGAAUGGAGAAAAGGUGAGGCAUAGAGCAAGAUGCUGAUGCCAGGUUGUAAGCAUUAGAACUUGAGAAGAACAAACCAUUUGCUUGAGCCAGGAAUGAUUUAGGACUCAAUGAUAAAAUGUUGAAGGCAAGAUGGGGUGGUCCCAUGGCACAUGUGGCCAAGGUAAUUAAUUGACUUGUCUGCUAGUGACCUGAAUUGCAGAUAGGUCAUUUUUGACUUUGGUACACUGCUUAAAAAUUGCAGAAAAAUCAUAUAUAUAGUCUUAGAAGAUCAUUAGAAGAUGAAGAAAUCAGAAUAUUUUAUAUGGGCCCAGUUUUGUGGUUAUUUCCCAUUUAAAAAAAAUCACCAUUUGAUCACUCGGAUAUUUUUGUGCCAAGUAACAUGCAACAAGGAGAUUGGUGAAGAAAUAAAGUUUGCCAAAGCAGAAUGAAGUCCCCGAGUGCCAGCCACAGAGAGAAUACCAUCAAAUACUUACCAUUGCUUUUACUGCUCUCUUUGAGUGCUGGAUAAUGUACUUGUUGCGGCUGUUUGCAAAGUAUAAUGUGGAUGCAAAAGAAUAGUUUAAUGCAUUGUGCAUCGUUGAUGCUGUCAGUUUAACCAUGGGGAAAUGGACUUUAUCAAGCUAACGAAAUGGGGCUAAGACCCAAGAAACUGUUUCACUGCAAAGCUGCAGGCGCCCCGACUGCUAUCAGGCUAUCAGCAACCCUUGCACAAAGUGAAAUCAUGUCCAAGGAAACACUCAUACUUAAUUUUCCUUUAUCAAUUUUCAGCAGUUUUAACUUUUAAGCUUUGAACUUGACAGGCAAGAUAUACUUAAGACACAUACUUGACAUCAAGUGAAAUGUUACAAAGGCAAGAUCUGCUAUUUGUUUAUUCAAGGUAUUACUCAUUUCCUUUUUGUUUUUCCUUUUGGUCCCAACAGACUGAAUAUCUACCGCUUCUGUCUAUAAAUUUGGAAGCCAAAGCCUUCCCGCCAAACAACAAAAAACAGCAAAAGAAAUGACUGGUCGCUUCAACCUGUCCAAACCAGCUUCAACAGGCUUAUCCUCACUCACUAUCGACAAAUUCCUCAAAGCCCAGAAAAACCUCUCUAAACCCCAACCAAAGCUGUGGCCCAACGAUCACCAACUCCAAAUCCCAUCCUCACAAGACAACCAACAACAGCGACCAGUCAUUUUAAGAAGAACCCGCCCCAUUUUACGAGCCUUUGAAUCAUGCACUUGUUUCAAUCAAUUCAACCAAAACCACACUCAACUCCUCAAGUCUGACCUCCUCCAACACCCUCCCGUGGUGACCUGGGUAUUGAAAAAGCUCUGCAACUCUUUGAAGUCAGUUUCUCAUGCCGUUUUGGUAUUUGAUUGUAUCAAAGAGCCUGAUACUUUGAUUUGUAAUAUUGUAUUGAAGGGUUUUUUGGAUUUUGAUGAUCCAUUUGGUGCUUUGAGUUUCUACUAUGAAAAAAUGGUGGGUAAAUUGGUUGAGUAUAAUGAGUAUACUUUGCCAUUGUUAUUGAAAAUUUAUGCUGAGAUUAGGUCUUUGAAAGAAGGGGAAAAGGUUCAUGCCCAGGUUUUGAAACUUGGGUUGGAGUCUAAUUUAUGUGUUAAGAAUUCUUUGAUUUGCAUGUAUUCGUUUUGUGGGCAGAUUGGGAUUGCCCAUGAGGUGUUUGAUGAUGGGUUUGUGUUGGAUUUAGUGACUUGGAAUUCGAUGAUUGAUGGUUAUGUGAAGAAUGAGCAGGUUGGUGUUGCACGUGAGCUGUUCAAUGAGAUGCCUAAGAGGGAUCAUUUUAGUUGGAAUUCAAUCUUUGCAGGUUAUGUGGGUGUUGGGGAAAUGGAGGUGGCGAGAGAGUUGUUUGAAAAGAUGCCAUUUAGAGCUCUUGUUUCUUGGAAUUGUAUGAUUGAUGGGUAUGCAAGGAUUGAAAAUAUUUGAGAGGCUCGUAAGCUUUUUGAUCAGAUGCCUGUAAGGGAUGUUGUUUCCUGGAACAUCAUGUUGGCAUUAUAUGUUCGAUGUAAGAAGUAUGCCAGCCAGACUUUAAUGUUGUUUGAUAGGAUGAUUGAGGUUAGGCCUAAUAGCGCUUCUCUUGUUAGCAUCUUGACCGCAUGUGCAAAUUUGAGGAGGCUUGAUAAGGGCUUGUGGGUUCAUUCUUUUAUUGACAAUAACUAGAUCAAAUGCCAUUCGUUACUUUCAACUACUCUCUUGACAAUGUAUGCAAAAUGUGGGGCUACGGACUUGGCUAGAGAUGUUUUUGAUAAGAUGCCUGACAAAAAUGUGGUCUCAUGGACUUCCAUGAUCACAGGAUAUGGUAUGCAUGGCCAUGUUGAGAAAGCCCUUGAGAUGUUCAUUGACAUGGAGAGGAGAGGUCAAAUGCCUGAUACCGCUACUUUUUUAAGUUGCUUAUCUGCAUGUAAGAAUGCAGGAAAGGUUUUUGAGGGUUGGUGGUGCCUUGAUAUAAUGUGCCGAGUUUACAAGAUUGAGCCUGAGGUGGAGCACUUUGGUUGCAUGUUUCAUCUACUUAGUUGGGUUGGUUUGGUGAAACAUUCAAAAGGGCUUAAGGGGAAGAUGCCUGUGCAGGCAGGGGCUUCCCUGUGGGGAGCUCUGCUUUUUGCAUGUAGGACCUAUUCGAAAUUAGAGCUUGGAGAGAUCAUAGCCAAGCGGCUAAUUGAGUUGGAACCGAUGGAUGUUGCGCUGUAUGUAUUAUUAUCUUACAUAUAUUCGGUGAAAGAGAAGUGGGGUGAAGUAGAAAUUACUAGAAACUUCAUCAAAGAUAGGGAAUUGUCAGAAACAAGUGCAUUACCGCAUCAGAGAACCAUGAUAUACUCUAUGUUGAUGGAGUUGGGCGUUCAGUUAAAACUGUCUUGUGGAGGUUCUUUUGGGGUUUGAGAUUUUAGGGAGAAUAAAAUGAUUGGAAAAAAGCACAAAAGGAACUUGUAGCUGGUCAAAGAAUAAAAAUUCCAGAGAAUACAUCUCUAGAAAAGGGCAUGGGUAGGGCAGUGGCUACAAUUAUAUAAACAUCACAGCUGGAUGGGCUUAGAAUAUCCGACUGCAGUUUAUCAGGAUAAGGCCUCGACAAUUUAAAGCUGAAGAGCUUUUGCUAUGCUAUUCGAGAAACUAGUUGGAGAACUUCCCUUCUUUCUGCACCUGCUUCAAGUGGAGAUUAUCACCAAACAGUAUCAUCUUACAUUGCCUUUAUUUAGAAAUCUUACCGCCUAUAUUCAAUGUCAACAACUCCUUGGGCUAAUAGAGAUGCAGCUGCAUCUGUGGUCUGAGCCAUCCUACCAAAGGCUCGUCUGCUCAGGAUAAAGUCGGUAUUGGGACCUGAGCCUUGAUCAGUUAUAACCACUGUCACACCGUCAUCUGAGCAAUAGUUGCUGUUGGUGCACCUCACCUUGCAAAAAGUUUGGAUAGUAGGCUGCUCGUGAAUGGGUGAAACAGUUGCUGCAUGUUGCUGCCUCUGCCAGACUUUGUGUGAGAAGCAAAGCUGCGAAAAGGAUCAAAAGGUAUUGAAGAGAAAGAGCCAUAGAGGAUUCAAUGAGCAAAGACAAUGAAAUCAAAGAAGAUAAGGGCAUGGAAUAACGGGGUCUGCAGCUGGUAUUUAUAGUGAAGCAAGCAGCCAAAAUAUCCUAGUCUGGUAAACCUUGCCAACUUUGACAUUCUGUAAAUAAACGUUGAGUGGAAUUCUGUUAGGAUUGUAUUUCCCAGCUAUCUUUUAAGACUUAGAAGUACUUGUUUUGGAACUAUGUGGAACAUCCCUCUUGACUUUUCAAAUUCUGAAGCACUUUUCCUUCCCUUA